Molecule: messenger RNA, 2097 nt
Organism: Schistosoma spindalis
Lineage: Eukaryota; Metazoa; Platyhelminthes; Trematoda; Strigeidida; Schistosomatidae
Source: the annotation of a GenBank genome assembly
CCGUGAUUCGGAUUUGGAGUUAGGAGGCGAGACUCUAAUUUAAGGACGAGCCAAUCAGAAGCGUCUUAGCCGUUUCAAGGUCACGGAGCCAAGUUUAACACCUGAUGCUCACAUAUGAUCGGUUUACAGCGUAUUUUAGAGGUGUGAUUAUUUAGAGGCUACAAUGUAUAGGAUUGCUAAAACGUUCUUGUACGUGAGACUGCGGUUAUCAAAUGACCGCAGUAAAGUGUGCAAACCACCGUGGUGAGAUUAUAUUUUGUUGUCCUUCAUGUUGGAGGAGAAAGUCUGCUAGAAUGGGGACUUUCUUUGCUCGAUUGCUACUGAAACUGAAUCAGAUUAUGAUAAAAGUUGCAAAUUGGGUAAUAAACACACCAGUAACACCGGCUGCGGCGUUUGCAGUUGAUUAUGAAACUUCAGCAGUCCAGUGAUAUGAGUACUGCCGUGACAUAUGUGCAACUAAAAUAACACUUGUACAACAAUCAUUCGGAGGAGUAGGAUGUAUCGUGCAGACAGAUGAAACGGCAGUGAGGAAGCGAAAAUACAACAGGGGACGUAGUAUAAAGUAGGAUUGGGUAAGUAGCAUUUCCGUUAAUAUACUCGACAGGUACUUGGGAUUCAUGACUAUUUACACCGUAUGCAAUAUGAUUUCAAAACAUCUGGAACUUUACCAAACCUUGAUAAGCUUUUCAAUCAUGUAAAAGAAGUAAAUUCACUGUAAUCCAUUAGUUUCUUCUAAUAUAUUUCUACGUUAUACUAGCUGUCUUCUGAUUGGUUAUUAUUCUCAAGGUCACUUAGAAUUCGUUCAAAGGUCGUUCCUAAAUUAGAGUCUCGCUGUUUACGUACAGGAAAUUCGCUACUAUGACAAAACCUCACGUCACAGUUGUUGGCUCACUCAACGUUGACCUAUCUGUAUUCACGAGUAUUCUUCCAAAGCUAGGAGAGACAGUAACUGGUUCAAGUUUUCUUCUUGGUUACGGGGGAAAAGGAGCAAAUCAGUGUGUGGCUUCCAGAGUACUGGGAUGCAACACUGCACUAAUAGGAAAAGUUGGAGAUGACUACUUUGGUGAAAUGUUUAUUCAGCACUUAAAACAACUUGGAGUGAACACUGACGGUGUAUCAAGAUCAUCAAUGAAUAGUACUGGAGUUGCGUCGAUUACAGUUGAAACAGGAGCAGGUGGAAAUCAAAUUAUCAUCGUCCCAGGUGCAAAUAUGCUUGUAUCAGAAAAAGACAUUUCUCUUGCAGAGAAACUAACCCUCUUGGAUACAAAAGUAAUGAUUUGUCAGUUUGAAAUCAAUCCACUGGCAACACUCUAUAGUUUGAGGCUUGGUCGUGCUAAAGGUGCAAAGACAAUUUUAAAUCCUGCACCUGGGCCAGUGGCUUCUGAAGAUCCAGAGAAGUUGGGGAAUUACGAAUUAAUGGAAGAUAUUUUGUCAAGCUGUGAUUUUGUAUGUCCAAAUGAGUCUGAAUUUUGUUCUAUAACUGAGUCUGAUUCUGAAUCACUUUUUUCUAAAGAUGAGAUUGGCUCACUGAAUAUAGAUGCUUUUAUUCCUGGUCUUACCUAUUUGCUUAAAAAAAAGAUCAAAUACCCCAUAAUAACUCUAGGAAGUAAAGGAGUUAUUGCAAUUUUAUCUGAACAAGAUAUGGAGAAUGUAAAUGCCAAAGACGCUAGCGAAGUGGCUCGUAUUACCAUUGAAAACCAAGAAAAGUUGGUAGUGCACUUCUCAGCACCCAGUAAAAUUGAUGUAGUUGAUACAACAGGAGCAGGAGACUGUUUUGUUGGCUCACUAGCUUACUUCGUCGCAUGUCACGAGGACAUUACUCUAGCUGAACAAAUAAGACGAUCGGUUUGGGUUGCCAGCCAAUCAAUCCGUAAAAAAGGGACACAAUCUAGUUACUUGAAACGUGAUGAACUUCCUGAUACACUAUUUGCAUCAGAAACAUUCCAGUGGCCAUAGUGGCUAAAACCAAUAACUUUUUUUCAAUAUUUUUUGCUUUUUAAAAUGCUUGGUAUGUCCUAUAUCCCAACUUAAUUAAAGAAAUAUAAAAGAUAAUUUACACUGAAAUAAAAUAUUAUUCAGAAUCACUAUCACAAUCGA